Aspergillus pseudotamarii is the source of this 660-nucleotide messenger RNA. RefSeq names its product tubby C-terminal-like domain-containing protein. Lineage: Eukaryota; Fungi; Ascomycota; Eurotiomycetes; Eurotiales; Aspergillaceae. The transcript is spliced from 4 exons. The coding region runs from base 1 to 660 and encodes 219 amino acids. The record is from RefSeq and is a predicted model, not a curated record.
AUGUCGCAAAAACAGGGGAUACUAGGUGCCAUUGUAGGAAUGAAACAACACAGCAACAGCUGGUCUGGAGGCGACUUCACAAUCUCAAAAUGUCCGACCGACGAGUCUCCCCUCGCGGAGAAACUCUUCACAGUCGAUGGAGACUUCAAAUCCAUCAGUCAACGACGAUAUUUUCAAGACGCUUCCGGAUUACCACUCUUUGAAAUCGCCCACAAAAGGCUCGGCGUGACAUGGUUUGUGCAUCUGCCUGGUGGCAGAGAGAAUACGAGCUCCCCUCCCAUUGCUACGAUUGUACCUCAAUGGCAUGCCCUUAAGGACAAGUUUGAUGUUCAUUUGAAUAAUGCUGCGGCAAAUGGAGAAGAGACGAUUCUCGAAGUGCGGGGACAGGAUGUGUUUAAAUCCAAGACCCAUGUUUAUCACAAGGGCGCACUGGUCACGGCGAUUAAGUUGAAAGAUAUGGUCUCGGUGUAUCUACCUGGGAAACGGCCAGCGUGGGAGUUGGAGGUCGCUGAGGGGAUGGACCUUUCGUUGGCUGCCAUUAUUGGGGUUGUUUUGGCUACUGUGUUAUAUCAGAGCAGUUACAAGGGAACGGCACCGAAGUCUUCCGGGUCAGAUCCAGAUCCUGGAGUGGGAAGUAGUGGGAAAGAGCUGGCGCCAUAG